AUGGUAAACAUGGGGACAAGACUAGAAGAAGGCGUCUGUAAGGGACGAUUGGUAAAAGAGAGUGAUUCAUCUGGAAGUUCCAAGAGAUAUGGAAAUGGUUUUCCCCAAAAGAAGGAACAUAAUGUUAAUACUAGAACUCCACCAGUUCUUCCAAAAGAACUUCCAUGGUGGUAUAAAUCUGAUCAGCAUUGUGCAUUUCAUCAAGGUGCACCCGGUCAUGACAUUGAGAACUAUUUUGCUUUGAAAGUUGUAGUGCAAAGACUAAUAUGGGGAGGUAUUUUGUCUUUUGAAGACUCUAGUCCUAAUAUGCAAGCCAAUUCGUUUCCUAAACAUGGUGGUGCAACUGUGAAUAUGUCUGAAGGAUGUCUUGGAAAAUAUCGUGUCUUUGAUGUCAAUCUAAUUAGAAGAUCCUUGGUCGAGAUCCAUGCAACUUUGUGUGAGCCUAGUUAUUACGAGCAAAACCAUGUUUCUUAUCGUAUAUGUUUAAGGAACCCUCGAGGGUGUGUUAUGGUAAAUAGAGGUUUGCAAGAGAUGCUAGAUCAAUAUCUUAUUCAUAUUACAAGAGAUAGGGACGAAGAUGAGCAUGAUGUGAAUGUCAUAGUUUCUCAUUUCAAUAUUCCUAAACCAGUUAUGAUUGCCUGUGAUAGUCAAAGGACUGUUGUUUAUCCAUUGGUUAUUCGUUUGGCGGGUCCUACACCCUAUGAAUCUGACAAAGUUUUUCCCUACAAAUACAGUGCUACAAUGUUGGAAGAUGGAAAUGAAGUCCCCAUCCAUUCCCUUUCUUCUGUUGUGAAUAUUGCUGACGUAAGCGAUGUGACCCAAAGUGGUCAAGUAUUUUCCUUUGUGUCACCUAGGAGAAUUGAAGAUACUUUGGUGGGUAAGAAAGCUCAAAUGGAAACUCCUAUUGGGCAAUCUGGCCAAUCCAGCGGUGUAAACCAGAACUAUGAUCAUGAUGAAGCGUUGAAGUUGAUCAAGAGGAGUGAAUUUAAUAUGGUCAAUCAAUUAUUGCAUACCCCAUCCAAAAUAUUUGUUUUAUCUUUACUGAUGAAUUCAAAAGUUCAUAGAGAGGCUUUGUAUAAGGUCUUGGAGAAAGCCUAUAUGGACUGUGAUGUAACAGUUGGUCAAUUAGAUGGCACUGUGGCCAAUAUUACUGCGCAUAACAAUAUGAGUUUUAGCAAUGAAGAACUUUUUAAGCAAGGGAGGAAUCAUAAUUUGGAUUUGCAUAUUUCCAUGAAUUGCCAAGAUGUUAUGUCCAAUAUUCUGGUUGACACUGGCUCUUCUCUAAAUGGAAGUGGAUCUCCCGAUGAAAUAAGUUUGUGCUUAUUUCAGAUUACAUUUCAAGUGAUGGAUAUUCAUUUCGCAUAUAGUUGUCUCUUGGGUCGUCCAUGGAUUCAUGAAGUUGGGGAAGUGACGUCAACCCUUCAUAAGAAGUUGAAAUUUAUGAAGAAUGGAAAGUUAGUGAUUGUGGGUGGCGAGCAUGCCAUGUUGGUGAGUCAUCUCUCUUCAUUCUCGUAUAUUGAUGCUGACGAAGUUGUGGGAACUCUGUUCCAAGCUUUUUCUAUUGUUGACAAUAUUAUUAAGAAGAAUGGGUCAUCCAUGACUUCUUUGAAAGAUGCACAACAAGUUAUGGAGAAUGGUCAAUCUAUUGGAUAA
Molecule: messenger RNA, 1653 nt
Organism: Lathyrus oleraceus (garden pea)
Lineage: Eukaryota; Viridiplantae; Streptophyta; Magnoliopsida; Fabales; Fabaceae
Exons: 3
Coding region: 1-1653 (550 amino acids)
Source: RefSeq, a predicted model, not a curated record